AUGGCUGCCGAUAAAGUGUCGGUCUUGCUCCAUCCUGUGGGCGAUGCGCCGAUUUUGAAGAAGACUAGAUAUUCCUUGGACGCCUCCCACGACAUUGCCUGGUUCACCGUGCAGGUCCGCAAGAUGCUGGCCCUACCCCCCGACCAAACCCUCUUCUUCUUCAUCGCCCAAAGCUUUGCCCCCUCCCCCGACCACACCUUCCAGGUCCUCCGCGGAAUGGCGCUCGUUUCGUACGGAAGUGGCUCGGGAAGUGAGUCGGACGAGGAUGAUGAGCAGCAAACAGUUUUCACUGCAACAAAGCCGGCGAAACAGGAUAGUGCUGUUCCUGAUGACUUCUUCGCUGACGUUCAAGAUGAAGAUGACGAGGAUGCCGAAGGAGCGGGUUUCCACAUCGAAGAAGGCGAUGUCUUGGAAGACGUGGUGAAGCCGAAAGCCUGGGAGAAAGAAUUGGCGGAAAAGGAACGAUUACGUCGAGAAAAGAAGGAGAAAAAGGCCAAGAAGAAGGAGAAAAAGCGGGCAAAGAAAGAGGCCAAAGAGCGGGAAGCAAAAUCUGGCGACGCAUCAGCCCCAUCGGCCGCUACAGAGCUUCCCAAACCGAAGAAGAAAGCGCAGAUUCAACUUUUCGGCGGGCUCAAAUCGGUUGUGGCACCAGCAAGUGACAGCGAGGAUGAGGAGAGACCAGGGCCCUCUGCACUGUCACAACCGGGUGCGAAGGGACUUCUCGGGAUGUUGCCGGCCCCAAAAGUCGCCGCGGCCAAGCCAUUGACGGGAAAAUCAAAUCUCUUGCUGCCUGCAUCUCUACGCAAAGCACCGGCGCCUAAACCGGUAGCGCCGGUUGUUAAGCCCCUCGCUCCUCCCGUCCGGGCUCCUAUCCGCAAAGCCGAUAGCGAUUCGGAAGACGAAGACGAUGGGGCCGAUUUCUUCGGUUUGCGCUCUGAACCGGCGCCAAAGGUUGCGCGCCUGGAGGAGGAAUUCCAGACCAUCCCGAUCAUGCCAACCGAUGGCCAACAAGACUUCUUGGGCCCAGCACGACCGGCGGAAGGCGAAGUCCUCCACCCAUCCGAGAUGUACAACAUGGCCAAUUUCGCCAGCGAGGGCCGAGUGCUGGGAAAAAUUUCGGAUCAGGAAGCUCAUCGCAUGAUCCAGAUGCGCGAGCCGCAAUUCAGCGGGAUGGGCAUUCCGGAGAUUGUCAACAAUAUCCAGGAGUUUUCCGUCAAUCAGGCCCUUGGCCCGGACGUGCAUUCUUCGCUGAUGCGAAACCUGACGAAAGCCACGCUCCAAAGUGCCUCCAAAAUCAAUGUGCCGAAAUCCGUUGGUGUGCGGGACGUUACGGCAAAAAGGAAGAACCAGAUCACCCACCUGGCCCAGCUGGCCGUCGCACGCGAAGAUGCGCUCCAAGAAGAACGCUCCCAGGCCAAGCACAACAAGCGGAUGGCCAAGCAGAAAUACGGAUUC
Messenger RNA from Mesorhabditis spiculigera, 1455 nucleotides. Lineage: Eukaryota; Metazoa; Nematoda; Chromadorea; Rhabditida; Rhabditidae. The record is from the annotation of a GenBank genome assembly.